Trichogramma pretiosum is the source of this 1070-nucleotide messenger RNA. RefSeq lists its product as uncharacterized. Bases 298 to 930 code for a protein of 210 amino acids. The record is from RefSeq and is a predicted model, not a curated record. Lineage: Eukaryota; Metazoa; Arthropoda; Insecta; Hymenoptera; Trichogrammatidae. The transcript is spliced from 4 exons.
GUCCAAAAACUAGCACCUAAACUAUUGUUCAUAUUCCCAAUACUCUGUUUCAUACCAGUGAAUUGGCCCUAGCAAAUUGAAUUAGUGUACAAUUAAGUUUUUUCAAUUCCAAUCAUCAUCAUUAAUUAUUAAGGAUAACUAUUAAUGAUUACUUCAGUAUUAAACAAUGAUAUAAUAAUGAAUAGAAAACCUGUCUUACUUGCUUGAAACCCAAGAAGAUAAUUCAUAGAACUGAAUUAAAAAAGUUUGAAAAAAGCAUUAUACUAGACAGUUAAAAAAAACAUUUUAAUUAAUACAAUGUCAAAACAACAUGAUAAACGUGAAGCAAGAAGAAUGAAAAUACUCAACAAUUCUAAAGAUCGCUGGAAUAAAAUAAAUGGAAGUAGUUCAGAAAUAUCUUAUAAAGAUAGUGUUCUUGUCAAAGAUGUACCUAAAUUACCAGAAACAGUUUUUGGACGCCCUUUACCAGAUGACGAGAUUCAUGAUUGUGAUGUUUUUGAAGUAGUUUCAGAUGAAGUACAGACGAUUACUGAAGAAAAUCAAAACCGUUCACUUUUAAUGUCAUUUUUACAAUCAUAUUACAUAAAACAUGAUUUGUUUCUUAGCAUUUUUAUUGCUGGUUUUAUGAGUUACGUUUUCAUCAAAUGGAAAUCUUUAUACAAGAUCUUCACUGUGUUGUACUAUAUUGUUUUCAUUAUGAAAGAGUGCAAAGAUUUAGAAAUGAAGAAACAGGGAGCGGACAAAUACAAAACUUUUAUUUUAUACUUCGGCCUGACCGAGAAUCGAUUAUUCCCGAUUUUGAAAGAUAUGAUGAUUAUCAGCAAUUUUAUACGCUAUCAGUGUUCAAUUUAUAUUCUAAGCUUAAUCCUUGCACAGAAAACUUUAGAAAUUUUUAUAAAUAAUCAUGAAUUUUUGUCUUUUAAUAUUUGAAGAAAAUAAAUAUAAUUAAUGACUAUAAAAUUAUUUUAUUAUUUAUAUAGGUUCAACAAUGUAACAAUAAAAAGUUAUUUUAAGUUUUCUGAGCUCUUCAAGGCUUCACAUUUAAUAGUAAAUUAAUCUUUUUUUUUCAA